GAAGAUUCCAGCUAUAAACUGACCUUGGUCUCUUUCACACACUUUCUUUGCCCCGCUUUCAACGCUUCACUCACUCUCACUCACUCUCAGCGACUGUGGUGGCGCGUGAUCCUCAACCGCCACCGCUUUUCCCCAUUUUCUUCGACCGAUCUGCUGAACAAGGCACUUAGCCACUUACAAAUGAGUUCAAGAAGAGGAGGAGUGUCCAAAGGAAAAACCAUUGCUGAAUCUCAUGCACAGAUUGAGCAGUUGACUCAGGGUGUUGCUGACACUAACCUGGAUCCGGGACAAGAUGAUGGUCAAUGGGAAGUAUAUGGAAAGAAAUCCAAGAACAGAGCUGGAAGCAGUGCUGCAAAACCAUGGGGCUCUCAAGCCCAUAACUCUAAUCCUAGGGCAUGGGGAAACACAAAUAUGGCUCAAAAGCCGGGCAUGCAGAAUCUUGGUGGUGGAGCUGGAAGAGCUUCGGGAAAUCCCUGGCAGACACAAAAUGCUAACUUAAGGAGACCAGCUGGUAGAGGAAAUGGAGGGCCUCAGGUACCUUCAACUGGAUAUCAAAACUACAAUGUGACCUCUAAUCCUUUGAUUCGACCUCCGUUGGAGCAUGGAUGGAAUUGGCAAUCUAGAACUGGUUCAAUGCAGUCCAAUGUAAGGAAUGAGUUUCCACCAGAGGACCUUGAAAGGAAUAAUGAUGUUGAUGAUGAUGAUGAGGAGGAGGAGGAGGAUCUUUUGGAAGAUUCUGAUGAUGAUCUGCUGAGUGAUGGGGAUGAUUCUGACGCUAGUCAAAAGAGUCACGAGACACGGAAGAAGAGUAGAUGGUUUCGAGAAUUCUUUGAGAUUUUAGAUGGCCUGACUAUUGAACAGAUAAAUGAUCCAGAAAGACAGUGGCAUUGUGCAGCUUGUCAAGGUGGUCCUGGUGCUAUUGAUUGGUUCAGAGGACUGCAGCCUCUGAUGGCACAUGCCAAGACCAAGGGGUCAAAAAGGGUGAAGAUUCACAGGGAGCUUGCUGUGCUUUUGGAUGAGGAAUUGCAAAGAAGAGGCACUUCAGUUAUUCCAGCUGGGGAAGCAUUUGGUAAAUGGAAAGGUUUGAAAAAUGAAGAGAAAGAUCAUGAAAUAGUUUGGCCUCCAAUGGUUGUCAUUCAGAAUACAAAGCUUGAACAGGAUGAAAAUGAUAAGUGGAUAGGUAUGGGUAACCAAGAGCUUCUUGAUUCUUUUAGCACAUAUGCAGCUGUGAGGGCACGGCAUGCUUAUGGUCCCCAGGGUCAUCGUGGGAUGAGUAUUUUAAUAUUUGAAGCCUCAGCUAGUGGUUAUCUAGAGGCAGAGCGUCUGCACAAGCAUUUUUCUGAGCAAGGGACUGACAAAAAUGCUUGGUUUGGUGGUCGACGCAGUUUAUUUCUUCCUGGUGGGAAUCGCCAGCUCUUUGGGUACAUGGCCACCAAAGAAGACCUGGACAUUUUCAAUAAGCAUUGCCCAGUUAAAUCUAGUUCUAGACUCAAAUAUGACAUGAGAUCAUAUCAGGAGAUGGUAGUAAACCAAAUUCGGCAAAUGAAUGAGGAUAACCAGCAACUUAUCUAUUUGAAGAACAAGGUUGACAAAGAAAAAAAACACUCAAAAGCCCUUGAGGAAUCCUUUGGUAUAGUGAGUGAGAAGCUGCGAAAGACAAUGCAGGAAAAUCGCAUUGUGCUGCUGAGAACUAAAGAGCAACAAAAAGAAAACAAAGAAGAGAUGGACAUGCAAGAAGAAUUCUUCAAGGAACAGAUCAGAGUCAUUCAUGAUUCAAGGAAUGCAAAGGAUGAAGAUUUUGAGAGGAUGCAGCAGGAGGAACGUGAGAAGGUGAAGCAGUCAAGCGCUGGUCCUUUAAAUGCAGAGGAACGGAGGCUCAAGGUGGAUGAAUAUCUGAAAUUUGUUGAGGUCCAAGACAAAGAAAUGGAGAACUUUGUUGCACAAAAGGAGGAACUGAUCCAGGCUCAUGAUGAGAGUAUUGCUGCCAUGAAGAGGAGGCACUGGGAGGAAGAGGUGGAGAUGGAGAAGAAGUUUGAUGAGGAGCUUGCCAAACUCAUGCAGAAGUACUCCCCAUCUCACCCUGAGAAAAAGUCCAAUGGUAACUUCUGAUGAGACUAGGGUUUUGCACAGGCACAAACAGAUGAAACACAGCAAAGUAGAUAGGAAAAUAGAAAUAAGAAUAGACUGCUCAGACAUCAAAUUUCUAGACAUUGGGAUUUGAAAAUUUAGUAUGUCAUUUUCUUUUCUGCAGUACUUAUUGAAACUUUGAACGUAUAUGCCUGUUAGAUAGCAAGCUAAUUGAAAAUUGAAAUGUGCAUCUGGUAUCUCGAAAAUUUGAUUCGAGUGGCCUUUAUCUUGUAAACUCGGGGUUGCAGUUUAUCUUACCGUUAAAGUGAUAUGGAAGUUCAUUGAAAAUAA
Lotus japonicus is the source of this 2418-nucleotide messenger RNA. RefSeq names its product protein SUPPRESSOR OF GENE SILENCING 3. Gene Ontology annotation, biological process: defense response to virus; regulatory ncRNA-mediated gene silencing. The transcript is spliced from 6 exons. The record is from RefSeq and is a predicted model, not a curated record. Bases 181 to 2109 code for a protein of 642 amino acids. Lineage: Eukaryota; Viridiplantae; Streptophyta; Magnoliopsida; Fabales; Fabaceae.